CCACUUGCGUACUUGAUCAAAAACCGCGACACCAUAUCCCUUUCACACAUUUUUGUAAGAAGAGAUGUAAACUUUGUGUGUAUCCCCUUGGUCUAGACACGCUUGUCUAGCUUGUGUAUUUCAACCUUGGAGAUUGUUUUUCUUCCUUGCCGAUCCUCCCUCCAUUCCUCCAUAUAUACCUCCACGGCUCCUCCUCACGCUUCCAAUCUUCUUAAUUCCAAGCUAGCUCCAUCUCCUCUUCUCUACCAUCUCCUGCGCGCGCACUGCAAGCUGAGAUUAAUGGGGGAGUACGCGUGCACGAGCCCGUCGACGCCGCUGCCGCCGGUGCAGGGGCGCAAGGAGCAGCCCUCCCCGCGCCACCACAAGAUGGUGUCGUCUUCGUCGCCCAAGGCGACGCGGCCCGCCAUAAGGAUCAUCCACAUCAUCGCGCCGGAGAUCAUCAAGACCGACGCCGCCAACUUCCGCGACCUCGUGCAGCGCCUCACCGGGAGGGACGCCGCGGACGACGACGACAGCACGGCCGUCACGGUGGGCGUGGCGCCGCCGCUGCCGCAGACCCUGCCGCCGUUAGAGGAGAAACCACAGAAGGUCGAGGCGGCGGCGGUCAAGAAGAGGGUAUUGCCGGGGGCGUCGGCGCUGCAGGCAGCGGAUUUCGUCGCGCAGCAGGAGAACAAGAGGAGGAAGAAGAUCAAGUGCGAGGUGGUGAAGGUGGAGGACGGAGCAGGGUUCGGCUAUGGGGGGUUCGGGGAGCUCGGCCAUGGCGGCGACCUGUGGAUGGAUCUCAACCCAGGGGGGUUCUUGAGCUUCCUGGAGGAAGCCGACGUCUUCCAGGGGAUGGCUCAUCCUGACUUCCUGCAGCCUCUGGGGUCGUCCAGGAUGGAUUUCGUCGGUGAAAUGUGCGCCUCGUUUCUGGCUUAAAUUUAGUCGGUUAUUAGAUGGAGUUCUUCUUUGAUUUUUGUCAUCUCUUUGUGUUGUUGUGAGGAUUUGGUUGAGAGAAUUGGAUUCUUUUUUCUCUUCCCUCUGUCUAGAUGAACAUAGAUACAGUGGUUUCCUUGCACCCUUUGUUGCAAAUUGUGACUAUGUACGCAUGAUCAUAGGAGGAAUGAUCAAUUUGGGUGCUUACAUUUUGUUUUGGCCUCUGAAAUGUAAAUAAUUGUUCUUAACCGUC
Molecule: messenger RNA, 1168 nt
Organism: Brachypodium distachyon (stiff brome)
Lineage: Eukaryota; Viridiplantae; Streptophyta; Magnoliopsida; Poales; Poaceae
Exons: 1
Coding region: 280-918 (212 amino acids)
Cellular component (GO): nucleus
Source: RefSeq, a predicted model, not a curated record